Messenger RNA from Thamnophis elegans (Western terrestrial garter snake), 2580 nucleotides. RefSeq lists its product as uncharacterized. The record is from RefSeq and is a predicted model, not a curated record. The transcript has 6 exons. Gene Ontology annotation, biological process: DNA integration. NCBI's taxonomy places the organism in Eukaryota, Metazoa, Chordata, Lepidosauria, Squamata, Natricidae. Bases 1 to 2580 code for a protein of 859 amino acids. Gene Ontology annotation, molecular function: nucleic acid binding.
AUGGUCGAGGACGACCUGGCUUAUGAGGAUCCAGAGGAAGAAGUGGUGGCCCAGAUGAGGACUGUGCCUAAAAGGAAGCCGAAACCGCAACCUGCAGCCCAACAGGCAUCCGCAGUGCCCUGCCGGGGUUGCGGAGGCCGUCAUAAACGCCAGGCUUGCCCAUUUUUGAAUGCCAUCUACUUGCCGGCCCUUCUGGGCCUGGAUUGGUUUCCUGCCCUGGGAUUAUCAAUUGGGGGGGUCCACCGGGUGGUUCCUAGCACUCUCGAGGACACCUUAAGGGAAUUUUCGGACGUUUUUGACGGCCAGUUAGGCCGUUACAAAGGGACCCCCAUAUCUUUAAGUUUAGACCCUCAGGUUGCUCCCAUUAGGCUGAAAGCCCGUAGGGUGCCUUUUGCCUUAAGGGCCAAGGUUGACGCCGAACUGGAUAAGUUGUUGGCGCAGGGAGUCAUCGAGCCCGUUGAUCAUUCCCCUUGGGAGACCCCCAUCGUCCUCCCAAUUAAACCAGACGGGUCGGUGAGGAUCUGCGCCGACUACAAGUCGACGAUCAACUUGGCCCUUCAGGCAAACCCCUAUCCAGUCCCUGUAGUGCAACACCUGCUCCAUUCCCUGGGGCAGGGUUGCACAUUCGCCAAACUGGAUAUGGCGCAGGCCUAUCAACAGCUCCCGGUGGAUGACGAUGCGGCGGCUGCCCAAACCAUCGUCACCCAUCGUGGGGCUUUCCGUUGUCGCCGCCUGCAAUUCGGCGUUUCCGUGGCCCCGGGGAUCUUCCAAAGCCUGAUGGAGCGGCUGCUCCAUGGGCUGCCGGGCGUGGUUCCGUAUUUCGAUGACGUCCUGAUCGCUGCUUCCAGCCGCUCAGAACUCAUCGAAGUACUGCGGAAGGUCCUCAGUCACCACAAGCCACUCCUUGGGCUUUUGGCAGGUGACAAGCCGACCCCCCCCAUCCUCUCCCCCAGAAUGACUAGAUGGACGGAGUUCCUUGCAGCGUAUUCUUAUACGCUGCAGUACCGUCCGGGCAAGCAGCUGGGGCAUGCCGAUGCCUUAAGCCGCUGCCCGUUACCGGAGACCGACACCGCCCUAGUGCCCUGUCUCUCAGUCCUGUCCAUCGCGUCUUCCGGUCUCCCAAUUUUGGCCGCGGAUGUCGCGGCCUGUACCAAGGCCGAUCCGAUCCUUUCCCAGGUCGCUUCCUGGGUCUCGAGGGGAUGGCCAUUGGACAAAGUGGCAGAGGGCUUCAAGCCCUUUAAAAUCCGGCAGGCGGAGCUCUCCCUCCACGGGGGGUGCCUCAUUUGGGGGGAUCGAGUGGUGAUCCCCACCGCGCUGCGGCCACAAGUCCUGUCCCUGCUCCAUAAGGAUCAUCCGGGCAUAGCACGAAUGAAGGCAUUAGCCCGUAGCUAUGUUUGGUGGCCCUUACUGGACUCAGAGAUAGCGGCCUAUGUUGGCCGCUGCAACCCCUGUCAACAGUCUAGGCCUAAUCCCCCAGCUGGGCCGGCUCGUGAGUGGGAGGCUCCGAGAGGCCCAUGGUCACGCCUCCACCUAGAUUUUGCCGGUCCCUUUCACGGCCAGAAUUUCUUGGUAGUGGUGGACGCUUACUCCCGCUGGGUGGAGCUGGUCCUGAUGGGCUCCACCACAGCUGAGAGUAUGGUCCGGGCCUUGAGAAGGCUGUUCGCGACCCAUGGGUUGCCGGACCUGAUUGUUUCUGAUAACGGGCCCCAAUUUAUGUCCACCACGUUCCAGGAGUUUCUGGCCAUGCAAGGGAUUCGACAUGCGCCCAUAGCCCCGUACCACCCGGCCAGCAAUGGCCGGGCGGAGCGGGCGGUCCGCUCAGCAAAAGAGGCACUGGGCCGCAUGAGGCGCCUACGGACUCCCCUGGACCGGCUACAUCCGUUGUAUUCAGGGGAUCAGCCGAGCAACCUGGGGGUUAUCCCUUCCCGUUCAUUUAAAGUAGGGGACGCGGUGUGGGCCCGGGCAUUUUCGGGGCCUUCUAGAUGGGUGCCAGCCACUGUGACUGCCCUGACAGGCCCGUGUUCUUUUAGAAUCGGACUGGCUGACGGAUCCCAAUGGAGGCGUCACCUGGAUCAGUUGAGGAGACGCCUCCCACCGCCAGCCGGCGGCCCGGACCCAACCGAUGCCGGCACCGCCUGCCCGGGCACCCAGCUUGAGGCCUUCGCCACUCCAGGCCUCUCCUGUCCACAACCGAGAACUCAAUCCGGAGGAAACACGCCGUGGGCCUUCGCCACACCAGGCCCAACCUGCCCGAGCGCCCCCUGCCGGGAACGUCCACAAUCAUCUCAAGCCGCCGCAGAACAGUCCCCACCUAGGCCAAGGGUCCUCCCUCCCGACACGCCUUCCAAACACGACACCAGCACAGUUGACACGCCACCUCGCCCCUACUCACCAGUACAGUUGAGCCCUCCUUCUGGGCCGUCCCAAGAAGGCGUGCCUUGGAGCUACACCCCCUUCCGGGAGGAGCUACCACAAGCUGCCACACCUUGUAUGCCUGUUGGCAAUCAUGAACUGAAAAUGAAGGCAGGAGAUGAUGAUGAUGAUGAUGAUGAUGAUGAUGAUGAGUGUUAUACACAAUGA